Messenger RNA from Carassius carassius (crucian carp), 801 nucleotides. RefSeq lists its product as uncharacterized. Bases 78 to 782 code for a protein of 234 amino acids. NCBI's taxonomy places the organism in Eukaryota, Metazoa, Chordata, Actinopteri, Cypriniformes, Cyprinidae. The transcript has 6 exons. The record is from RefSeq and is a predicted model, not a curated record.
UAGGCUAACCAUUACAGCAAAGCAAAACAACUGCUCUGUAUCUGCAAGAGACUAUCUGUAAGACAUCAGCAGUUAAAAUGAUGAGAAGCGAUACAGUGAUCAUUCUGUUCGCUUUUCUCAUUUUUGGGAUGUUAUGUCACACUGAUGCAGUGAUGUCAGUAUCAGUGCUGGAGGGAGAUCCUCACUUUCUAAGCACUGAUGUUUGUAAACAACAGCAUGACACAAUGCGCUGGUAUUUUAAUGACAUUCUCAUAGCUCUGAUCAAUAAUCCCAUCACGAGCUGUUUAUAUGAUGGUCCUGACGGGAGAUUCAGAGACAGACUGGAGGUGGACUAUGAGACUGGAUCUCUGAACAUCACAAACAUCACAACUCAACACACUGGACGUUAUGAAGCAGAGAUCAUCAGAAGUGAGAGUUCAGGGAAAAGUGAAAGCUUGAACAGAAACCCCAAGUGUAACAGCACAAAAAUUUACAGAAAAAACAUUAACCCUGAAGACAUCAUAAAAUCAUUCAGUCUGACUGUCACUGCUUCUGAUUUUGGCAAGAACAAGAAUGAAGCCCAAAUAGUACCAGAGGACGAAGAGAAGAAGAUAUAUUCAGGUCUGUCUUCAGCUGCUGUAGCAGGAAUUGUUGUUGGUGUUAUUGCUGUUCUGCUGCUGCUGACUGUUGUAGCUGCUGCUGGUGUGAGCUACUAUCGCCGCAGGAGCUCCAGAAAUACAGUCAAGGAGAAAAACUACAAUAAAGAAUUACUGCAAAACAAUGAGGAGGUCCCAAAAGUGUGAUUAUAAAACAAGAAAAAAC